This is a messenger RNA of Ambispora gerdemannii, 129 nucleotides long. Lineage: Eukaryota; Fungi; Glomeromycota; Glomeromycetes; Archaeosporales; Ambisporaceae. The record is from the annotation of a GenBank genome assembly.
AUGAAUACGUGUACUACUUGUCGGCACCAAUUACCCACAGAAGCCUUCUUUCGCAAGGGCAAACUUCUCAAAACCUGCUCUAUCUGCUUAACUAAAAAAUCUGAAAAAGCAGCGAAGCAAGUUCCACCU